This is a messenger RNA of Fopius arisanus, 1592 nucleotides long. RefSeq names its product odorant receptor 67c-like. Lineage: Eukaryota; Metazoa; Arthropoda; Insecta; Hymenoptera; Braconidae. The transcript has 5 exons. Gene Ontology annotation, cellular component: plasma membrane. Bases 145 to 1440 code for a protein of 431 amino acids. Gene Ontology annotation, biological process: sensory perception of smell; detection of chemical stimulus involved in sensory perception of smell. Gene Ontology annotation, molecular function: olfactory receptor activity; odorant binding. The record is from RefSeq and is a predicted model, not a curated record.
UUUCCCUUUCCACCCUCUUCCGAUGAAGCGCAAGAAAAAAUAGUGAUAAUUCCUUCUACGAAGUAAUUUAACUUCAUAAUCAUCGAGCCACCUGGGUUUUUCACAGUGCAGGAAAGUCGAGUAUCAACAGUCACUCCAGUGGAAAUGCGAGACAAGGUGGAAAUUCUUGGGACAGUGCCCAAGCCCUCAAAACGUUCAAAAGCGGAUGUGAAGUACAGUACUGAGCUGAAUCGUUGGUUCCUGACGCUAAUCGGUAUCUGGCCAACUCGAAGCGACGCUCACAUUCUCAAGAAAAUACUCUCCGAGAUUCUCUUCUUCCUCUCCUGCUUCCUGCUUUUUUUUGCCAUGGUUCCUGCCGUACUUCACACCAUCUUAAAGGAGAAAGAUCCACAGCGCAAGAUGAAGAUGACUGGACCGUUGAUUUUUCACGCGAUUGUCAUCAUUAAGCAUUUUAUCCUGGUGAUGAAGAAACGGGAAAUUCGAGAGUGUCUCGAGCACAUGGAUGUCGAUUGGAGAAGAGUUGCACAUUCAGACGAGCGAGAGAUCAUGCUGAUGAAAGCGAAAUUCGGGCGGUUCAUCUUUUUGCUGGACGCUGUCUUUAUGUACAGCGGGGGUUUUUUCCACAGCGUGAUCGUGCCACUUUCAAUGGACAGUUUUGUCACUCCUGACAACAUCACAAUUCGACCGCUAUCUUAUGCUGUUUAUGAGCCACUCUUCUCUACCCAAACUAAAACGGCAUAUGAAAUAGUCUUUACCAUUCAGUACGUCUCUGCAUUCGUUGCUAACACUAUUACCAUCGGAUGUUCCGGUCUUGCUGGUCUAUUUGUUCUCCAUAUAUGUGGACAGUUCAACAUUGUGAGAUCAAGAUUGGAGAGUUGGGUGAGGGGAAGGACAGAUGAAAGCAAAAAUGUGGAGGAACGAAUGGCAGAGAUCAUUUACCUUCAUCUGCGAGCUCUUAAGUUUGGCGCCCAAGUUGAAAUGAUUUUGACUGAAAUCUGUCUAAUCGACUUCGUUGGUAGCAUCAUACACAUUUGUUUCCUUGGAUACUACUUUAUAACAGUAAUGGGAAAAAUUUAUUUGGAUAAUUUGUGGAGGUGGGUUGAAAUGUCAUUGUCUGACGAAUUUGAACAGAAUGCCGCGAUAUGUAUCGCUACCUACUGCGUUCUCUUAGUGUCUCUCACCUUCAACAUUUUUAUAUUUUGUUAUAUUGGUGAACUGCUGACUCAACAGGGUGAAAAAAUUGGAACUACUGCAUAUAUGAUUCCCUGGCAUGAACUUCCACCGAAAAAUUCAAGGGCUAUAAUUCUUAUUCUCGCGAUGACCAAGCAGCCGGCUACAAUCACAGCUGGAAAAAUGGUGGAAUUAUCCAUUCGAAGUUUUUCCACAGUACUUAGAACAGCGGCUGCUUAUCUCAAUCUCCUGCGAACCAUUUCCAUAUAGUCCGAAUAAUGAUAGAAUAUCUAUUCUCACAUAAUUAAUAUGAAAAAAAAAAUUCUAUAUGAAUUCUAACUGGUCCCGAAAUAGCCUCUCCAUGAGCUUUGUAAGAUUUUUGAAAUUUUAUUCACAUUGUAGAAUAAUGUCAAAGUCCGCAC